CGAUUUCCAGUUCAUAAUUUAAGGUUCAUAAACCAAUAUUUGUCUGAUUCGAAGAAAAGGUAUAAAAGAAAUUUCCACAUAGUUUGCACAGAAUUUUACUAGUAUAAAUUGAGUACGGAAAGAAUAAACAAUUGUAAAAAUGAGAGUCCUACUGGUAAUUUCUUUGUUUUUUACACUGGCCAGUAUACGGAGCAUCGAAGGAAUUUUCUUGGUUCAAUAUGCGAUUCUAUGAAAGAAAAUGGACCUGAAUGCAUUAAAAAAAUCUAUCAAAGGCUUCAAACCUGGAUGCAUAAAGGCAUCUGGUAUCUCAGAAGAAUUAGCAGAUGCAGUAACCCGGGCAGAGCUUUCACCGGAUCCGAAUCUUAUGUGUUAUUUGAAAUGCGUAUUACAAAAAAUGAAGGGGAUUAAGAACGAUAAAAUUUCCAUCGAUAUGCUGAUAGCUCAAACUAACGCUCUAGUAAUAGAAAGUAUUGCAACUCCGAUGAUUGUUGGGAUAAACACCUGUGCUCACACAACUGAGCAAGAAGACAUAUGUAAAGCUGCAUAUGAUUACUCUAAAUGCUUUUUGGAUUACAAUAGUACUCUAUGUAUGUUCCCUUGAAGACGUAUGCUCAGAAGGAAUUUGGAACUGAAAUUUCUAGAAGGAUAACACUUCUAUUCUAUUAUUGUACUUUCAAGCUUGCAAAAACGACACUGUAAUUGUAUUUCGGAAAAACUAGAAUUAUCGAAACGCAGUAAUAAAUUAAUAAAAAUGUUGCUAAAAAUUAUG
Messenger RNA from Belonocnema kinseyi, 769 nucleotides. Its product is annotated as general odorant-binding protein 72-like. The transcript has 6 exons. Gene Ontology annotation, molecular function: odorant binding. Bases 239 to 601 code for a protein of 120 amino acids. The record is from RefSeq and is a predicted model, not a curated record. Lineage: Eukaryota; Metazoa; Arthropoda; Insecta; Hymenoptera; Cynipidae.